This is a messenger RNA of Elgaria multicarinata webbii, 5550 nucleotides long. RefSeq names its product speckle type BTB/POZ protein like (gene SPOPL). The coding region runs from base 451 to 1629 and encodes 392 amino acids. Lineage: Eukaryota; Metazoa; Chordata; Lepidosauria; Squamata; Anguidae. Gene Ontology annotation, biological process: proteasome-mediated ubiquitin-dependent protein catabolic process; regulation of proteolysis. The record is from RefSeq and is a predicted model, not a curated record. The transcript is spliced from 11 exons. Gene Ontology annotation, molecular function: ubiquitin protein ligase binding. Gene Ontology annotation, cellular component: nucleus; cytoplasm.
GCAACAAGAAACAACAGCAGCUGCUGCGGCCGCCGCUGCCUCUUCCACCCUCUGUGAGGGGCUCCCCCUCCCCCCGCUUCCUUUGCGUUCCUGCGUACGGGAGCCGGGAGGGGCCCGCGCAAAGGUGGGCCAAGUGGAAUUCUCGCUUUCGCUUCCCCACCUGAGGGGUGGUGGCUGAGAAGGCUGUGGACGGAGAAAUGCAACAGCUCUGCCCGGACGCCCCUUUUCCGCCACAGCCCCCUCCUCCUCCUCCACCGCCGCCGCCUCCCUCUCUUGCCCUCACGCCAUCACUGGGGGCCACAAAGUAGCGGCUUCCCCCUCCACCCGAACCCCCCUUCCAGCAACAUCAGUAUGAGACCUGCCGAGACCCCCAGCCAGUGCCGAACUCCGGAAGAAUACUGACGGUUGAAUUGCUGCCUUUAUACUGUAAAAUUCUGCAAUAAAGUGGGGAUGUCAAGAGUCUCCACUCCUCCACCACCUGGAGAGAUGUCCAGUGGGCCUAUAGCUGAAAGCUGGUGUUACACACAGGUUAAAGUUGUAAAGUUUUCUUAUAUGUGGACCAUUAAUAACUUCAGUUUCUGCCGAGAAGAAAUGGGUGAAGUUUUAAAGAGUUCUACCUUUUCAUCAGGGCCGAAUGACAAAAUGAAAUGGUGCCUGAGAGUAAACCCUAAAGGGUUAGAUGAUGAAAGCAAAGAUUACCUUUCAUUGUAUUUACUUCUAGUUAGUUGUCCAAAAAGUGAAGUGAGAGCAAAAUUUAAAUUUUCUCUUUUAAAUGCAAAAAGAGAAGAAACUAAAGCAAUGGAAAGCCAAAGAGCAUAUCGAUUUGUUCAAGGCAAAGACUGGGGUUUUAAAAAAUUCAUUCGAAGAGACUUUUUACUUGAUGAAGCUAAUGGUCUUUUACCAGAUGAUAAGCUUACAUUAUUUUGUGAGGUGAGUGUGGUCCAAGACUCAGUGAAUAUAUCGGGGCAGUCCAGUACAAACACAUUAAAGGUACCUGAAUGCCGACUAGCAGAAGAUCUAGGAAAUCUCUGGGAAACUGCAAGAUUUACAGAUUGCAGUUUUUAUGUAGGAGGACAAGAGUUCAAAGCUCAUAAGUCAAUUCUAGCAGCUCGCUCACCGGUUUUUAAUGCAAUGUUUGAACAUGAAAUGGAGGAAAGCAAAAAGAAUCGUGUAGACAUAAAUGAUGUAGACCCUGACGUUUUUAAAGAGAUGAUGAGAUUCAUUUAUACAGGGAAAGCGCCAAACCUUGACAAAAUGGCUGACAGCUUGUUGGCAGCAGCAGACAAAUAUGCACUGGAACGGCUGAAGAUCAUGUGCGAAGAAGCUCUGUGUAGUAACCUCUCAGUAGAAAAUGUUGCAGAUAUCCUGAUUCUCGCAGAUUUGCACAGUGCAGAACAGUUGAAAGCACAAGCAAUAGACUUCAUUAACAGGUGCAGUGUUCUUAGGCAACUUGGUUGUAAAGAUGGGAAAAACUGGAACAGCAACCAAGCAACCGACAUAAUGGAAACAGCAGGCUGGAAGUCGAUGAUCCACUCCCAUCCCCACUUAGUAGCUGAGGCCUUUCGUGCACUAGCAUCAGCGCAGUGUCCCCAGUUUGGCAUUCCACGCAAACGGCUAAAACAGUCAUGAAACCUUCCAUGAACUAUAGAGAAUUAGUGACUCCUCAUUCAUGUUCAGAGGGGUUUUUACAAACCAUCCGCCAGAAUUUGCUACCCCUGUCCACAGAACAGAACCUGAAAGCUUUUAAGAAUGGAUAAUAUAUGAUGUAAUAAUCAGCUUUAAAUUAGACUGAUAACUCUCCAGUUCACUGAAAGGCCUUAACGUCAACUACUCUAGUUCAUUCGUGAUUUUCUUGUUUUUGUUUUUAAAAUGGUGCCUCGUCUUUUUGACUCGGCUAUGUAGGAUUGCACUAGCUCCAUAAUGCAGUAAUGCUGAUAAAAUGAAGACGCUUCUUGAAAGGGAUCUUCCUCUUUUCCUGUCCUUUUUUUAAAAAAAAUCCCAAAAUGAAGAUUAUCAUUUGGUCUUGUGGUAACUGGAAGGUUUCAAGUAGCCUCUCCUUAAUUGAAUUGAGAGGCCAACAAGCACUCCAGUCCAAGUACUGUAUUAAGAGUGCAUCUGCCUACCUUCAGAGGGUGAAGUCAGACAUGCUGUGGCAAUAUACUACUCUGAAUAUAAUUUAUUUUUCAUUGGUUCAGGUGAGCGAGGGAAUAUGCAAUGUCUUGGCCCAGAAAUGUAUUUUAGUAGAAUUUGUAAAUGCUUACUGUGAGAGUGUGUCCAUCAAGCAUGAAAAGAAACACACAGCAACCCUUUUGGCCUGUGUUGCUUUAUGAUGCAUUGCUAUUUUACAUUGUAUUGAACCAGAGUGAAAGUUCGUAUGGAGAGAGAAUUAAGCGAUAUGUGUUGGGGAAGAAAUGGUUAUUUCUCAAGUGGUAUACAUGGAAGAUCAAGGACGCAUAAGAAUGACCAAAUGUAAAUUUCAGAAAUGGGCCAAAUUAUGGAUUCUCAGUAUGCACUUUUAAUGUGUAACUUUUGUAUGUUGUGUGGUACAUAUAUAUUUUGGUUUUGAUAAAUAUGGUACAGUAAUUGUGGCCUAACUUUUGAAAUACAUUAAGAUGCCCACAGCCACAUGGGAUUUAGUUUUGUUACUGCAAACAAGGAAAGCAUGACUUUGGAGAUGUUGAUUCAAAGUGAAUAUCUCAAGUGUUCAUGUUAGAAUCCAUUCUAUUUUCACACUUUGAACAGGCUUAACUAUGUUCCCUUAGUGUGUGUACGCACAAGCCUGUUCACACUAGUGGAAGUUGCACAGACACACACUUAGCAGGAAGAAUAGAAGUCUGAAAUGUCAGUAUUUGUAAGCACUGACUUGCUGUUUUUAGCAUUUGUUAUUGUACUAGCAUUGUGGAUGGUAUUGAAAUUCUGCAUAAUGUGAAAAGGAUAUAACAACCUGUAAACUGCUUGUAAUGGGCCAGUUCUUUUAUUAUAUGAACCUUAGCUUUAAUGCCACCACUUCCAGUGUGUUUGCUAGCGUUGUUUACAAUUGGGAGGAUUUGUCUGCAGCAGUGCACAUUGUAAACGUUUCUUGACUUAUUACGUUUGAAUUUUAUUUUAAAAAUGGUGAUGUGCUAUAUCUGUUGCGUGAGAAAAAUUCAUUUAGUCACAAGGAAAGGGAAUUGCUCUGAAUUUUAGAACUAAAUAUUUCAGUUGUCCCAUUGGUUUCACAUAAAAGUUCAUAAAGGUAUCUUUACCUCUCAAAAGAUGUAUCUUUUCUGUUUUUAGCAAGGAAGCUCUGAGAUAUUCAAAGAUCUGGAGCAUAUUUAUUCUGAAGUAUUAUUUUGACUAAAAACUGCUUAAAGAGCAAUUAGGAGCAAGAGAAAUACUCACAAGUCAACACAGUGCAAAAACUUGAAAGAUGUCCACAUUGUGGCUGAACUCAUUCUUUGGGGUGUGGUCUUUACAGAAUUUGUAUUGGCAUCCUUGAGGUAUACUUAAAAGAGCCAUUUUAGUUGCACUCCUGGUGGUUUCAGUAGGCCUAAAUAUUAUUCAGUGAACCGAAGUGUGACAGAGGCAUUCUGUCCAGAGAUACAUUAUAGCUUUUAACAUGUAUUGGAAGUUUCUCUUUAAUUUAAGGUCUUGCAGGUGUUAUCACAUAAAGUAUAAGAAUGUGUGUCCUUCCAUGAUAGAGAAACUUCUGCUGCAGUGUAACAAAUAAUCAUAAUGAGCAACCUCGCAUCUUGAAAGUUGCAGCUAUAAUCUACAAAGUAACUUGAAUAUUUAAUACUGUAAUUGUCCAUUUCAGCUUGUUCUGAUAUUACUAGAUACAGCAAUCAGAUGGAACAUCUUAAGCAUUUUGUGUAAAGGUUUUUAAAAAAGCUUAAUAGCACAUUUUUUACCAAAAAUAUCAAACACUGUGCUGUACGAAUAUCUACUUCUCUAUAAAAAGUCCACUUGCCAAAAUGAACAAGAUGUAUACCAUACAUUGCAUUAACAGCCAGUCAUGACAGUUGGAUCUACUAUAUUAUUUUACCUGUUGGAUAUUUUAAAAAGACCCCAAAAGAGUAAAACAAAUGUUAUAUUCAGUGGGUGCACUAAUCCACUUGUUUCCUUAGUUGAACCACAUGGUGUUCUCACACUUCCAAAAGAGCUGGCAUGAACAACUUCCACUAAGUCACUUCAACUUGCUUCUAUUUUCCACAUUUCCAUAAAAUAUAUUGUAAAAUUAAAAGUAGUGCAGGAGAAAAACUAUUUACAGAUGUAUUUUGGUGCUGAAAACUAUAAAUUUUGUGGGCGUAGGCAACAGCCCACUGAACAGGAUUUUCAGCACAAUUAUCAAAGUGCCAUACUUGGCUUGCCAACUCUGUCCCUUCAAUACCCAUCAACCAUCACUAUCAAACUUUCCUCCUAAGGGAGCAACCUGCAUGUGUGGUGUAAUGAAAUAUGUGGUUUUUAACCAAGAUUUAUCUUCCAAAAAAUAGGACUCAGUUUGCUGUUAAAGUUGACAGAUGUUCCACUUAAAUAACUUAUGUGAUUGUGUUUUUCAUUGAAGGACACUUCAGUAACCCACCCAAAUUUUGACAGUCCAUUUACUGCAUGCUGGAGUAUGAAUGCAUAGUGCCUUUUUGAAAUGCAAGAUAAUAGAAUGGGAAAAAACUGAAAAUUCCUAAGGAAACUAGAUAGAGGGACUGAUACAUAAGGAAGUCAUGAGUGCAGAGUAGAGUGGUAUAUGUUUGUCAACUUUUUUCUUUUUCAGAAGCUAGAGAGGCAAAAUAUUUUUCAGAGGAAUAUUUUUUCUCCAAAACCAUUGCAAGCAUUCCUGUGAGCCCUAAAAUUUAAGUUAUUAACAUGAAGCAGACUUCAGGUUUUGUGUUCUUUAUGUUUCUAUAAGUGUGGAAUGGCAAUGAGUUCUUGGUGGCUUCUGGCUUCAACGAGUGAUUCAAGGUGCAGUCUGCAUGAUUGUCCCCUUAUCAAGGGGGAAGUUCCUUAAGCUCAAGACUAAUUGUGCUUAGUAAAGUUCCUAUAGAAAAUGCUAGGGUGACCAUUUGCAGAUGCUUUGUUUUAGGUUAUAAGGUAUGAGUUAAAAUAAUGUAUGUUUAGCCCAAGUUUAAUUUUUGUUGGCUGGGUUGAUCGCAUUUUCCUUACACUUCCUAUGAACUAUUAGUUGUUUUGUUAUACAACACAACUGCAUUGAUUUACUUGCUUUCUGCUUGCAGCAAAUGGACUUUCUCUGAAAUGGACACACAUUAUUUUUGUCAGUGUUUGCUGUGGUUUGCGUUAAUCAUACUCUGUAAUCUAGUUAAUCCUGGAUUUUUGAUAUGUCAGAAUGAAGGUUUAUUUUUGAGUCCUGUUUUAGAAUCCAAGCAUUGGAAGAACUUCAACCUGGUCUUAGUUGGAAGUUAUUCACAUUACCUGUCAUGUUAAAAACACUUGCAUCAAACCAUCCAGCCUUUUAUAUCCGCCUGAUGUUAACAGUGAAAUACUUUUUGUACCUUGUUGCUGAAAAUAUUUUUGCAUUUCAGGACAUCAAGUUACAAUAAAGUUGUUACUUAUUCAGAA